AUGCGGCGCGCCUUCUUGUUGCUACCACUGGCGGUCGCCUUGGCCGGACGCUGCACGGCCCUUGCUAACCGCGUGAUCACGAACGACCUGGGCGGUCACCGCAAUCUGAAGGACCACGAGAAUGACAUCGAAACUGAAGCUGCAACUGAAGAACGGCUGAAUAUCCCAGGGCUCAAAUCUCUCAAGCCCCUCUUCCAAAAUAACCCGACCGCGGCCAAAGCUCUCGAGAAGAACCCCACCGCGCUUAAGACGCUACAGGAUAAUCCUGCGCUCGGAAAGCAGGUCGAGGCGCAGGUCAGCCAACCUGGUGCCAUCAAGAAGCUGCGAUCCAACCCUCGCGUCGACAAGCUCGCGAGUAGUUUGGCGAAACAAGCUGUCCAGAAGAACAUGGCGAACGAAGCCUUGACGCCCAGCCAGCAGAAACUUUACAACAAUUUUGCUUGGGCGGUUGCAGUCGUCGUCGCAGCAACCGUCUUCGGCGUCUCAAUGGUACUGCGUGGUCGUUCAUGUUCAGAAUAA
This is a messenger RNA of Phytophthora sojae, 519 nucleotides long. RefSeq lists its product as hypothetical. The coding region runs from base 1 to 519 and encodes 172 amino acids. Lineage: Eukaryota; Oomycota; Peronosporomycetes; Peronosporales; Peronosporaceae. The transcript has a single exon. The record is from RefSeq and is a predicted model, not a curated record.